Molecule: messenger RNA, 2604 nt
Organism: Uloborus diversus
Lineage: Eukaryota; Metazoa; Arthropoda; Arachnida; Araneae; Uloboridae
Product: trimethylguanosine synthase-like
Exons: 11
Coding region: 132-2501 (789 amino acids)
Biological process (GO): 7-methylguanosine RNA capping; 7-methylguanosine cap hypermethylation
Cellular component (GO): nucleus
Molecular function (GO): zinc ion binding; RNA cap trimethylguanosine synthase activity
Source: RefSeq, a predicted model, not a curated record
CGGGAUGUUUCAUCAUGUUAUUUUUCUGGACUUGAUAAAUGUGCGUUGUUUUUGAAAGGGUUUCCUGAUGCCUACUUUUAAUAUAACAUGAUCUUUCAAGUGAACUGUAAAGCAUUUAAUUGUGUUAAACAAUGACAUUUCUGUAUGUUUCAAAACACAUUGAACUUGAAGCUGUCUUUGAAGAUACUAAUAAUGUCUGUGUGUGCACAAGAGCCAAACUGAAAGAUGACUAUUGUAAUCCUGUUAAACUGAAAAAUGGUGACCAAGAAGACUCCAUCAGCUCUGAAGGUGAACCUGAAGCUUAUAUUCCUUUCGAGGGAGAGUAUGAACAAGAUUUCGAACUGAUGAAGAGUAUGGGACUACCUGUCAGUUUCGGAUCCCAAAAAAGUAAAAAAAUGAAAACAAAGCAUGACUAUUAUACGGAAGAAGAUUACCAUGAAUACUUUGAAGGUGAUGAAUAUGAUGAAAUUUAUGACUACGAUGACAAUUAUGAUGAUUAUCCCAUAAAUAAUGAUGUAUUACUGAAUAAAACUGUACAAGUGUCAAAUAUUCUGCAGAACUAUGACUCUUUAAGUGAUGAAUACAAAAAUGAAAUGAAUGCUGAAUGGCAGAAUUAUUGGUCGCUUCAUGGCAAUGAUAUCAUUUUGCACAGCUGGAUGACCGAGUACAAAAGCUAUUUAAACCCAGACUUUUUGAAAAAUCUACAAAAUAUGGUCAUUGAUGAAAGUAUUCCAGAAGUGGAAAAUCAGCAAACUUUUGAUGUUGUUCGGAUUUCGGAAGAUUUUCGAUCUAUGUCAUUUGAUGAUGGUAAUACAAAACCUAAUCAUGAGGAUUCUUUAUUGGUGAAUGAAGUAAACUGUGAUAUUAUAGAAAACUUAGCUGAUAACUUUUCCCAGAAUUCUUUUUGCGUAAGUGUUAGAGAAGAGACUGAUAAGGAUUUGGAUGCCGAGUUGGCAAAUUAUUUGGAAAAUUCAGGCUUGAAAUCAACCAAAGGAAUUUCGACUUUGUUCAGACCGGAAACAAAAGAGAUUAGUGAUGUGAGUGCUGAUGUAAAGCCAGAAAGUUGGGACGAUUUGUGGACUGAACAUUGCCAUAAGCAGCAUGAUCUUCAUUAUAAAGAAUUCAAAGAAUCAUUUCUUCAUAAAAUUUCACAAAAAAUAUUGGUUGAAACUAGUGAUGAUCCUGAAGAUGGAACUGGUAAUCAGUGUGAUUUUUGUGGUGAAUUUAAUUGUGAUUUUCAUAUAGAAGGUUUUGAUUAUAACAAUGAUAACAAUGAUAACUAUGAUAUCCUGAAUAAGGAAUCGUCAGACACUCAUGAAGAUUACAGAAAUGAUGCCUAUAACAUUCUUUCAGAUGCCGAGUAUUCUAACCCAGAGAUGCCUGAUGAUAUAAUUAAUGGUAGUAUGGAUGCAGUUUCUAUGAGUAUAGUUGACAGUGUGGAUUCAUCAGAAGGAACUUCCAAUUGCUUGCCAAAUUUAGAAGACGAUAAUUCACCACCAGAUCAAGUUCCUAUUAAAAUUAAAAGAAAGAUGGAAGCUGAUGAAAAUAGUGAUGAUGAAAGUAUUUCAACUCCAGUCGAUCAUAUCAAAGAAAUGGGACUUAUUGUACAGCCUAAUUCCAAUUUGAAGAUUAAACGAAAAAGUAAGCAGAGGAGAAAAAAGAAACUUCAGAGCAAUUUGAAUAGAUUGAAAUGUCCUGUUCCUAUGGUAGAUUUAACUUCUGAGGAGGGAAUCGAUGGUGCUGUUCAAUCAGAAGCAGAUGGAAGUAAUAUGCUGACAGAGACUGAAAAUGCUGAUAUGGACAAAGACUUUGAGGAGUGGUUAUCAAAUCAAAAUUCUCAAUGUGAAAAUAAUGAAGCUUCCUUUUAUUUUGAUCCCGAAAUACGAAAAUAUUGGACCCAGAGGUAUAGGUUAUUCCAAUUGUUUGAUGAAGGAAUCCAGCUUGAUAAAGAAUCAUGGUUUUCUGUUACUCCUGAGAGAAUUGCUGUUCACAUAGCAGAAAGAUGCUCCUGUGAUAUCAUAAUUGAUGCAUUUUGUGGGGCAGGAGGAAACACUAUUCAAUUUGCCAAAACUUGCAACCAUGUUAUUGCUAUUGACAAAGACCCUCACAAAAUCAAAAUGGCAAAAAACAAUGCAAAUGUUUAUGGUGUUGCUGAUAAAAUAGAUUUUAUAGUUGGUGACUUUUUGGAUGUUGCUCCAUCGCUGAAAGCAGAUGCUGUUUUCCUCAGUCCACCAUGGGGUGGACCGCAGUACUUAAAGCAGACAGAAUAUGACAUUUCAAACAUUCAGCCUGAUAUCUAUAAAACAUUUGAAAUUGCCCAGAAAAUUUCAAACAACAUAGCUCUUUUUGUGCCAAGGAACACCAUCAUUAACAAGGUGGUGCAAUUGGCAGGAGAUGGCAACCGUGUGGAGAUAGAACAAAAUGCAUUGAAUAGGAAAGUGAAAACCAUUACUGCAUAUUAUGGCGAUUUGGUGGGAAAUGUUUCUAAAGGAGAAGGAUAGCAUCAGUGUGGUACCCAAGCUUCACUUCUAUUUUUGUCAUGCAUUUUAAAUGUUAUUUCAUUCAUUAAAGUGUUUUUAAUAUUUUGUAUUAAAAUGUAAAGUA